UGCAACUGACGCCCGGCUCGGCCACGCGCGUGCUCGUGUCAAGUAACGCCGCGAGUGAUCGUCUUACCGGUGUUGUGCCAAAGUGCCUAAGUGAUUUGUGGAACGUCCAGGAUACCAGGAAAACUGGAGCCAAAUAAAAUCCCAAGAAGUUUCGUGUGUAAUGCAGCAAUGUCGGCGGCGGUGAGGGCGGCGCUGCUCUGCGCGUGCGCGAUGCUGCUGCACCACGCUCGCGCGGAGCUGAUCGGGCGGUGUCCCGCCAACGCCACAUGUCCUGCGCGGGCGUCGCCUUGUGCGGACGACAAUGAGUGCGGCGAACAAGUCUGCUGCGACACUUCGUGCGGGAAGGCGUGCGUGGACCCGCUGUAUACUGGCUGUGAAAACAUCAAACUGUCUUCCGAGAGAAUAUCCCGAGCCCUAGCAGCUGAGAACAGUCGAGGAGGGCGAGGGCUCAUCAAAUCAGUUCGAGCUCCCCGGUGUAGGACCAGCGAUGGGGAGUUCGAAGAGAUCCAGUGCGACAAUGAGAUCGUCAGCUCUUGUUGGUGCGUCGAUCAGACUGGGUUUGAGAUUCCCGGCACCCGUGCCCCGGCCGCCGCCCUAGUCAACUGCACACGUAAAGCUCCCUGCGCGGCCCACACCUGCCGCAUGCUCUGCCCGCUCGGCUUCGAGCUGGAUGCUAACGGCUGCCCGCUCUGCAAAUGCCGAGAUCCUUGUAAUGGCAUCACCUGUCCUGGACAGUUAUCAUGCCAAUUGGAUGAGACUCCGUGCCUUCGACCGCCGUGCCCGCCUGUUCCUAACUGCAAGAGAGCAAGAAGCCUCCAGAACAUCUGUCCAGUCGGCGAACCUCUGCUCAUAUCGGAAACCAGCCGUCCGUUCCUGUGCGGGACGGAUCCUGGCAAACCGAACUGCCCGCCUCUUUACAAAUGUCUGGUCGAGUCAGGAAACGACUACGGAGUAUGCUGUCCAGCAUCCUUAGCACUACGUAAAGCCGGCACCUGCCCCACUCCGACCACAUCCAGCGAUGAAUGUGGGACCCCCUGUGCCCACGACUUGGAAUGCCCUUCCAUGGAGAAGUGCUGCGACUCCGGAGAAUGCGGCAAGCACUGCGUCUUACCACAAAAUGUCACCAUGUGUCACCAGCAGAAGAUGCUGGCUGAACUGCUGGUGGUCAGCGAGAAGGAGGGUAGAGGCUACGUGCCGCAGUGUGCAGCUGAUGGGUCGUUCGAGUCCAGGCAAUGUUCGAGGAAUGGACUUGUCUGCUGGUGCGUAGACACCGAAGGCAACAAGCUUCGCGGUUCCAUGGGUCCGUCUCCGUCCGUCCAAUGCUCCGAGAAACCCGGCCCAGUCCGCGAAGGUGGCCGCAGCCUUAACUCCUGCCCGAGAGCCCUGUGUGCUGGGGUCUGCGAGUACGGAUACAAGAGCGGAGCCAACGGAUGUCCCACUUGUGAAUGUGAUGACCCGUGCGAAGGGUACCCUUGUGGAGAAGGCGAGGAGUGUAUAAGAGUCAGGGAUGCGGAUUGUACAGGCGAGCUGUGUACUGGAUAUCCUGUAUGUCGCCCCCGAGUAGCCUACGAAAACCCCUGCGAAUCUGGCACCGCAUUCACCGACAUCACCGACGGUACCGUGGUCGGCUGCGGCAGCGACCAAGACUGCCCAUACGCCCACGUGUGUACUAGGAGCCGACGAAGCGGAGCUGCUUUGUGCUGUUUGGAUCCUAAAUACGACUCAAAUUCGACUAAUACGGAUCUUACUGAAAUAAACUACGAAUCCUGCGGUGCGGAAGCUGAGGCCGUGUGCGAUCACAACUCCACCAUCAGUUGCGGAGACGGUGACUGUCAAGACGGGCUGGUGUGCUGUUCCACUGUCAACUGCGGGCCGGUAUGCGUGGACCCGGCCAAGAUGAGGCUGCAGACGGAUAGGGUUGACGACACGCCUACCAUGUGCGAAUACCUCCGCGACUUUGACGAAAAGAUGGAAGGCACGGUAGACGGGAUGAAGCUAGCCCUCCCCGCGCCCACGUGCACUGCUGACGGCUCCUUCUCACCGCAGCAGUGCGCGCACGGCCGCUGCUGGUGCGUGGACUCCUUCGGCACGGAGAUACCGGAGACUAGCACCAACAACGCUUCGGCUGUGGACUGUGUCAAGGUUCGCGAAAGCCUAGCCUGCCUGGACCUGACGUGCCGCAUGGGUUGCGACUACGGCUUCGUGCUGGGCAGUAACCACUGUCCGACUUGCCACUGCCGUGACCCCUGUGCAGGAGUCACUUGCCCUGAAGGCCGCGCUUGUGCAGUAGUCGAUGUAGCGUGUGAUGCGGAGUACUGCCCUCCAGUGCCUGCUUGUUUACCUCGCAAACCCGGGCAGUGUCCUUUCCUGGUGCCCCACACCGGGGCCUGCGAGUGGGCGUGCCGCGGCGACGCGGAGUGCGGCGCGGGCGAGCGCUGCUGCGCCACCGGGUGCGGCACCGCCUGCGCUGCCGCCACGAACCACUCGCCGUGCCAGCAGAGAAGAGCCCUCGCCCUACACACCGCUGCUGAAAGCGGCAAGCCGCCAUCUUCGCAAGACGUGCCCGACUGCAAGCUGGAUGGCUCGUACGAGGCCGUUCAAUGCCGCAAGGCUGAGAACUUGUGCUGGUGCGUCGACAGCGGCGGGAACGAGAUCCCCGGUACCCGAGCCUUCAACUCCACGCCCUCGUGCGAAGCGCCAGCCCCCUGUUCCGAAGUCCACUGCGACGACGAAGAGAUCUGCGCUCACGGUCGCCAGUUGGACAUCAAGGGUUGCCCGACCUGCAAAUGCAGAGAUCUCUGCGCUGAAGCUAAGUGCAGGCCAGAUGAAACUUGCGAGAUUGUGCCCUUGGAAUGCGAGGCGGAGUCCUGCCCCCCGAUAGUCCGCUGCACCCCGACCCCCCGCUGCCCCGGAGGUGAACCGCUCCUGGUCCCGGGCGGCACGGACGUCCUGGUGUGCGGACCUAACGCCGCCGCCUGCCCGUCGACGCACGCGUGUCGUUUCGCGCCGCACGACACCGGGGCGCCCGUGUGUUGUCCUAAGCCACGAACAGUAUGCUUCGACACAAAAGACGAAGGCAACUGCACGGACACGGCCGGUCUGAACGCGACGCGAUGGCACUUCAACCACGAACGCAACCGAUGUGAACGAUUCAAGUACAACGGUUGCUCUGGCAAUCACAACAACUUCAGAAGCAAGGAAGAGUGCAACGCCGUGUGCCCUGUGUUGAGCCCGUGUGAGCGACUCCGUGAAAAGAACGAGGCGGCCGAGAAGAAAUACGGGAAAGGCACGUUCAUCCCCAAGUGUGACGUCACUGGAGCCUGGGAGUCUGUGCAGUGCAUGUCGCAUAUCGAUGUUUGCUGGUGCGUGAGCGCCCGCGGUGAGCCUCUAAAGGGCUCUCUGGUGCGCGGGGCCAAGCCCUCGUGCAACUUCAGGCAGGCGCGCAAGUGGGCCAAGCGGACCGGGGACGACGAGCGAGCGCGAGCCGACGAAGUUCUAGAAGAGCUCAUCAGACAAAUGACUGCGUUCCGCGCCGAACAGAUGGAAGAAUACGACGAGGAAGAUGUAUUUCGCGACGAACCGGUGGAGCCCAGGACUGUGGAGACUUUGAAGCCGAUGGAGAAACUGGAGGUUCAGGAGGCCGAGCCGAAGAGCAAGACCGUCUUCAAGACCAAGUGCCAGAUGCUACAGGAUGAGGCCGAGAAUGGAGAUGGCCCCGCAAUCCGCUGCAUGCCGGACGGGUCGUUCGCGGCGCGACAGUGCGUGCGCGGGCGCUGCUGGUGCGUGGACGCGGCGGGCCAGCGCCGCGGCGCGCCCCUACCUGUGCUAGACUCACCCACGUCGGACCCUUGCUUGCCAACCCAAAUUGAAUCAGCGUCCCUGGAGUUGGAAAUCAUCGGCACCGACGCCGCGGCGGCGGAGCGAGCGCGGGCCGCCUUGCAAUCACAACUCGCUUCCCUCGGCGCUCGAGUGCCGGUCACGGUGACUAAAGACCGCUCCGCCAUGAAGCUUAGAGCUGUGCUGGCUGGGCCCAGGGCUGUGGAUGUCGUCUAUCACGUGGAGAAUCUGGUGAAACAAGAGAAGCUGUCAGGCGUGAACAAAACGUCGGCUGGCGCGUUGGGCGCUGACGUCAUCCGCAGCGAGUACCGCCUCGCCGCGCAGGCGCCGCUCAUGCAGCAACGGGAGAUACUCAGCGAAUCCACGGUGUCAGCAACGACAUCAUACCACACCGCGCUGAUCGUCCUUGCAGCGUCUUCCGCAUUCAUCAUCAGUGUACUCUGUGUCCUGGUGAUGCUAUACCGAGGCCGGCUACAGCGAGAGCCUCAAAAAGCCGAGCGUUUCUUACCCGCCGCUCCCCCCGUCUACGUUCUGUCAGCCGAUGAGAAAGCCGAACUAGCGAAGGCUUUACACGCCCCUCCACCGCCAAUACCCCCUCAAAAUGAUCACACUAGAAUUUAGGUGCUAAGUCUGACUUGUUUUUGUUUUUUGGGUUUACGGUUGGUACGGUAGUGGUAUCGUACAGUACUGAAUAUAAUUAGUACUUAGGUAACGUUAACAUUAUAUAAUAAUGGUAAGUGAUACACGAGCGUACACUCAAUAAUAGGCAUGUGUAAGUCUUGAUUAAAUACAACACGGACCAUCCGUGUAGCACUGAUCCAGCCCGAACGCAUGCGAAUCAAGGGCGUUUUUGUUAAAAGUGUGUGUGUUUCGCGUGCGUUUAAGCAUGCCUAAAAUACGCACGUGUAUCGUACCUGAUAUCUAAGGAAUCAAUGGUGUGACGUUACUAAAUAAAA
Messenger RNA from Cydia fagiglandana, 4793 nucleotides. RefSeq lists its product as uncharacterized. Gene Ontology annotation, cellular component: extracellular region; basement membrane. The record is from RefSeq and is a predicted model, not a curated record. The transcript is spliced from 24 exons. Gene Ontology annotation, biological process: cell-matrix adhesion. Lineage: Eukaryota; Metazoa; Arthropoda; Insecta; Lepidoptera; Tortricidae. Gene Ontology annotation, molecular function: serine-type endopeptidase inhibitor activity. Bases 169 to 4458 code for a protein of 1429 amino acids.